Messenger RNA from Octopus bimaculoides (California two-spot octopus), 6315 nucleotides. RefSeq names its product nuclear pore complex protein Nup205. Gene Ontology annotation, cellular component: nuclear pore; nuclear pore inner ring. Gene Ontology annotation, biological process: nuclear pore organization. The record is from RefSeq and is a predicted model, not a curated record. Gene Ontology annotation, molecular function: structural constituent of nuclear pore. Lineage: Eukaryota; Metazoa; Mollusca; Cephalopoda; Octopoda; Octopodidae.
CUUAAAAAGGGAGAUAAAAUAGUUUCUAGCUCUCUAGUUAAAAUUGUAGUGAAUUGUGAUGGCGUGUGUUGAUAUGGCGGUAAAUUCAGGUGCUAAACUGUGGACGCCUUUCAAAGAACUUUAUGAUGUAGUUGAUUCAGUGUUAUUAAAGAAACAAGUAGAAUCAGUUCACGAUUUGGAGGUGAUGUUAAGACGACAUAAACCUGAUUUUAUUUCACUUUUGAAGGCACCUGAAAAGAACAGUGUACAGAGAGAGCUGGUGAAGAAAGCCACAAAAGAGGGUUUGCCUGUCUAUUCAGAGCAAAGAACUCAAAUUCUUUCUCAAGAUGUCAUUGAUGAAUCAUUACUUUUAAGCGAUCUCCAUAACAUCAAUGAAUUUGCUGCAGUUGAGUUCAUACUCUCAGGUCAGAACCAGCAGCCAAAUUAUCCAGGACUUAGUCGAGGCUUAGUGGCUGUUCUUCUCUAUUAUGAUGGACGUAGAGCCCUGUGCAGUUCUUUGCGUGUCCUGCUUCAAGCACGUGAAGGACGGAUGUGGACCAUGGGGAAUGAUCAAGAAAUCACAGACCUUGUUAUGAAAUAUACAGACAACCUCAUAGAAAAUGGACUUGUCAACAAAAUAUUAGACUUAAUUCAGAAAAUGGACCUUGAUUCAGAAAUUGAAAAACUGGAAAGAGAUAGAGCUUUAGGUCCUCCCAAACACAGGAAACAGGUUAUAGAAUUGUUCAAAGAAAUUCGGCUCUGCCUAGCUGAAUGCUUGUUUUAUCUGGCAGCCCAGCAGCCUCUCCAAGAACAUGACACCUUACAGCUUAUAGCUUUUUUAAAGGAGCACUGUCAAUGGAGUCCAGAUGGGUCUUUGGAUUCAGUGUCUUUAUUUCUUCUUAUAGCACUCUUGUACUGCUUUGAUAAUAGCAUUUUGGAGAUUGAAGAUAAUGAAGAAAUGAUUCAUAAUUUUCCAAUAUUGUCAGAUGAUCAAUACAUUCGCAGCAUCCACCAAGUUCUUGUAUCAGAUGAGCUAUGGACCCAUCCAGAAGUCAGAGCAGUUAUUAGAUUUGCCUGGGCCAUGAGCCUUCGCCAGCUAUAUAUUUCACAGCACUCUUGUGCUCCAGGUGUCAAUGAGUAUUGUGAGGAAGAUGAAACUAUUGUAAUGGCUGCUAUCAAAGAAAAAGUAUUUCUGUUUCUCAGAACUCAAGUUGUAGCUUCCCCAAGUUUCUUUCAAGAGGAGUUUUUUGUUUCUCGUAUUCAUGGUCUGCUGACUGAUUUUAUUGUUCACAUGCCACUCAAGGUAACAGAACUACGAAACAUUGACGAUGAAACAGCUAGAAUUAUUCUGGUUCAUAUUCAAAAAGGAUUGGAUCCACCAUCAAAUUUAAGCAGAGAUUUUGAAGAACUUCUAAAACUCCUUGCAUAUCUAUAUGGAGAUGAUAGACUUGGUUUGGAAUAUGCAUUAGAAUAUUGGUACCCUGCUGAAUCUAUUCAAACUGAAAGUCAUUUUGGACCUGGGACCUUACGUCAUCGUCCGACUCAGCGUCAGGUUGCUCUUCACAAAUUUGUACGAUUAGCUGGAGAUCUGUUGCCUUCUUCUCUCUAUGUGCCUUAUAUCAAAAUGUUAACAGGUUUGGCAAAUAGCCCUCAGUGUGCUUGGCACUGCUAUAAUCUUUUGAAAAUGAACAGUAUGAACUCUGGAGGUUCUACACAAAUGGUAUCUUGGGAUCACAUUUUUCUUUCUCUGAAUCAGUACUAUGUAAGUCUUCGCCGUGAAGUUCCCUGUCAGACAUUUGGUAGUUACCAUGCACAUGGUGGAAUCACACCACAGGAACAAGAAGCACUCAUAGUUGUUUUACAACUUACUCAGCAAAUUGCCAAUCAGAACAAAGAAAGCCGUAUAGCAAUAUAUGAGAAUCAGCAAUGGAUGGCAGUGACAGUUUUGUUUGGUUUGGCUAGUUGUAGCAUCCCUGUAGGGUUAAAAGCUGAAGUUUUGCUGACCUUAACAGCUCUGGCAAAAAGCCCUGAAAUAGCAGGGACUAUUUGGCAGGGUUUGGAAUCAUCUCAGAUUGUAAGCACCAUUAGCAACUCUAGCCAACACCACCAACUUGGAGGUAUACAGACUGAAUUAGAAGAGGUUGAAAGCCGUAAUGAAGAAUAUGUUUUAACAAGAGCCUUUCUUAACCUGAUCAGUACCUUAAUUGAUCAUUCCAUUCCAGCUGGUUUGGGUGCUGGACACAGAUCUCCUGGUUUUCAACCUUAUUUGGAUUUUAUUAUUGAUGGAGUAUUCCUUAAAUGCUUUUCAAGAGCUUACAAGAAUCCAACAGAAAAGUGGGAUGUUGCUAUUAGAGUAGUGGAAAUUCUUUACAAGAUAUUAUGUGAACAUAAAAUUCAACCAGAACAUUUUAUUGGAGAAUCUCAGAUAGGACAAGGAGAAAAUAUGGCUAUGCUGAAUAGGCUACCUGGACAUGUUUUGCUAAUUCUAAUGCUCAAUGAUUCUGGACUACUACAAAUGAUUCUCAAGAUAUUGAAUGAUUCCCUAGUGCAGUUUGCAACAUAUGUGGACUUUCCUGGCAGAGCAUCUCUUGAGAAAGCAUGCCUCUAUUGUUUGCGUAUGAUUGAGAUUACUUUGGAGAAAGAAGAUGCAUUUUUGGCUGCAAUUCGAGAAUCUGGGUCAUCAAUUGUUGUUGUCUGUUUAGACAGGCUGAUGCGUGGAGUGAACCCAGCUACAGGGAAGCCUGACCAUUUUGUUAACAUUGCCAAGUUUGUCAUUUAUAACAACCAGUUAUAUGAGCAUGCAUUAUCAGCCAUAAAGAUCCUUUUCCUGGUGUGUCGGUCAGUUUCAGUACAAUCUGACCUAGUUGCUAUGUUCACAGAAAAUGAGAUCAUUCAAAGAGAAUUACUUCAAGGAUUUGUUGAGUGUAUGGAGAACGAAGAAGAAGAAGUUGCUCCUACAGAAGGUCAAAGAUUUCUCAAUAUGCUAGAAAUUCGUAACACGAUGCGUAAACAUUUGAUGCAACUUCUGAUCAACUCUUUAGAUUACCCUGCACCAAAUGUUGCCCUUUUCCUGUUGGGAUUUGAACUCAGAAAGCCAGUUGAGAAAACUAACCUUCAAGAUCCUGGUGUUCUCGGAUGUCCCCGAACUUGUCUCCAUUCAUUGAUAACUAUUCUGAAUCGUGGUGUUGGAAGCCGCACAGGACCUCGGUGUUUGACUUUCACCCCCCAACUUGCUGAGUUAGCUUACCAUCUACUUUAUGUGCUAUGUGCAAACAAAGAAACCUCCCCACCAACAAUGCGCUACCUGAGAACUGUGCAUGAUUUUUUCUAUCGGCAACUUAAACAUCUUCCAUUUAUUGGAGAAUCAUCCAAAAGCCCUUUGAUGAACCAGCAGUCUUGGCUUUUGAAAGCUAUGGCUCUAGAAUUGCGCCUGACAUCCAUGAAUAGACAUCGCUCCCACACUCAGCGCUUAAUGAAAUUACUGCUUGAAGAUGUUGAUGUUGAUCACAUUUCAGUGACACAGGCUUAUGGAGCAGAAGAAAAUGAUUAUAGCACUUAUGGAGGAAAAGAAGCUUCCAUAUCACAGUAUCCAACAAUUCCUUCAAGCUGUUUCAUGACUGGUACGCAGACAAGACGCAAAAUUUUACGCAUAUUAGACUCUUUAGAUUUCACCCAAGCCUGCCCUCAACGUUGUCCACUUCAAUUUUUUGAAGAAAAUUUGAUUGAAGAUGUCAUAAAAUCAUGUUGCAAAAGGCCUAAAAAUGGACCAGCAAUAUGUGAUGUUAAAGCCUUGCGCCGAGUUCUUAUUGGAGAAAUUAGCAACUUACAGGGCACAACUCUGGCAGGACAAAGGAGUUUAAUUUUAAGGGAAGUUGAAAUAAUCUUGGAACAGGUGGUCUCCAGCAAUGCAGUAUAUCAAAGUCUGUACUCCAAGUAUGUAGCUUUUGAGGCUUGGCGUCAGGUGACUGAAGUUUUGGUAACUGCUUGUACUCCUGAUUUAUUGGACAAAGAAAGUCAACAUACUCUUUUGUUUGAAUUGUUGCAAGACCUUCUCAUUAAGGUAGCAGAUAAUGAUGCACUGCAAGAACUUACUGCACCUGUUGCUGGAGUUAUCCUAGUGGUGAUGGCCAAUUUAAGGAGAUGUUUUUCAGCUUCAGAAUUCCUUACUAGUCAUGAAGAGCUACAACAAAAUCAUUCUCUAACACCUUCAUCAAAGAUUGGAACUCGUACUCUGUUUGCAACUUCACUACAUAUUGUUUUGAAAGGCCUACUAGAUUACAUACAGAAGUCUUGUGGGAGUCAGCAGAAAGUGCGAACAUAUUUAUAUGGUUCCCUUCUUUAUUAUCUUCAGAUUGCACAAAAAUCUACCCUACCUAGUUGGUUGUCUUCAGAAACAGAGGUUUUGGGUGUUACCCAAGUAUUGGUUGCUUCAGGUGAAGGAGAAUUUGACAAUUUAUCCAAAGAGAAUUUGUCAAUUAUUUUAUCAUAUGGUGAUUCCUUACUAGAAAUAAUCUGCAAAGAUAUAUGUGAUGGACAUAAUGUAGGAAGAUUACUAGCUCUUUCACUUCUGGAUUGUAUACUUUCUCUGGACAAGAGCAAUCAGUGCUUGAACUUCAUGAUAUCCAAAGGUUAUCUGCAGCAUCUUAUUGAUGGCAUUCUUACCGAUGAUACUCACUUGCAAAAUCUGUUAAACUCAUCAGUGGAAUCUUUAAAGCAUCUUUACAGUUUUGAAGGACGUAUGACAUUUUGCAGUCGAGUGGCAUCAUCCCCUGCUGGAGCGUAUUCAUUACUGCGCCAUGGUUUCAUGCAACGGUUAGCUGAAUGUGAAGUGUUCUCUAUGCGUCCAGAGCAUGAAAGGGGACACACUGAAGGCAAUACACUUAUGGAUGAAGAAAUGGGUUUAUCACCUUUGGCCCGCUAUCGCCGACUUCUUUUCCCUGUCCUCAAAGUUUGUUUGGCUAUCAUUUCUUCAGUUGGAGUAGAAAACAGCAAUGCAGCCAAAGAGAUACUCAUCUUUAUUGUUUCCCAUGGAGAUGUGUUUCAUGGCAUUUUGAGAGAUCGCCACAGCUUGCAUGAUUUAGGUGCUCUACAAGAGCUGGAACUGGCAACAGCUGUUAUCAGUAAAGUUGCUGUACAUGCUGAAGCAAAAAAUUCAAAUUUAGAAAGUAAUGUGGGAGUGAUGACUUCAAUGGAAUUUUAUAGCCAAGUGAGCCGCAUUCAACGGGAGAUGCUUGGGCUACUCCAACGUUUUGUUUUGACUGAGAAAGUGCUGAAAGUUUUUCAAAACCUUGACACUAAGCCGACUGUUGAUGGUAAUGAUAUCAGAGCUGAGAUUUCUCUUACCUAUAAAAAGGUGAUGACCAAUGCUGUAGCUUAUUGUCGUUUGCUCAUCACAAAAUCCAAUGGAGAUUUUGAGGUCUUGCAGGUCACUGUGGGCUUCUCACAAGCUUUUCUGACUAGUUCAUUGCAGAUGCUGAAGUCUAAAGGUUUCAAAUCAGGUGUUGAAGGGGGCCAAGUGUCCUUAUCCAAAAACCUGUUCCCAAACUCAUCGCUGAGAAAUUUUGAUCCACUGCACUUGUGUGACAAGGAGCUCCAUCUGAUGGAAUAUACAUCAUUCUCUCGUACCUAUGCUGCUGGUCAUCCACCUAACCUUACCAUUGUUGUGCAACAUCUGAAGCAAUGUAGCAGUCAGUUUAUGUCAGUAUUUGAUAGUUACCAACAGCUGAAGAGGAAACUGGCCAGUGUUACUGACUUGACAGCAGAUGACCUUAAAGAAUACUCUGGUGUUGCAGAUUUAGAGAAAGUAUCAACACAGCAACAACAACAAUUAGCAAAGAAAAGACUUGUCCAAAUUAUUGGAUACCGUUAUCAAGAAUUACAAAAUUUUUCUUAUAUCAUUGAAAACUGCUUGUUCAUAUUAUGGCGUCACUUGGAGUAUUAUUUACUACAUUGUGUCCCACUUGAUCAACAACCAAGUUUGUACCAAACUCAGCAUAGGGAGCAGUCUAAGCAAUUCAGUGAUAUGACGUUCUCAGUUUCCCAUAAAAACUUUGAUCCAAAUUCUGGAAGUCAUGACUUUAUAGCUAGUGUGACAUGUGAAGAACUUGAUACCCUAAAAUGUAAUGCCCCAGCUAUUAUAGGAGAUACUCUAAUGAAAAAAAUUCUGGAAAUAAACCAAUGUUUUGGCAAAGCUCGAAGUCACUACAGUUUUGUUGGAGCAGUUGUUCGUCGAAUCCGUCGAUUGCUUAGACUUCAUACAUCAGAUACUUGAUAUUUUUAUACCAGUGAAUAUAAUAUUUGUGAAUAAAGAUGAUGCAGUAUAUUGAGUCUUUUCUA